Messenger RNA from Balearica regulorum gibbericeps (East African grey crowned-crane), 1003 nucleotides. Lineage: Eukaryota; Metazoa; Chordata; Aves; Gruiformes; Gruidae. The record is from RefSeq and is a predicted model, not a curated record.
AUGGUACGGGAAUGCGGUCGGUGUCAGGGGUGCAGGUCUGAUGAUGUAGCUUCAAUUUAUCGUGGGACUAUUCCUCUUGACUUCGAUAUCAGUUCACCUCUGACUUACGGCACACCCAGCUCCAGGGUAGAAGGUACUCCACGAAGUGGUGUACGCGGAACUCCGGUCAGGCAGAGGCCGGAUCUCGGGUCUGUCCGUAAAGCCAGACAAGUCGAUUUACACUCGGAUGGGUCGACUGAGGAUGUAGUAGCAACCGAGCAAUCUCUUGGACAAAAGCUUGUUAUUUGGGGAACAGAUGUUAACGUAGCCUCCUGCAAAGAAAAAUUCCAGAGAUUUCUUCAGCGUUUCAUUGAUCCGCUAGCUAAAGAGGAUGAAGACAUUGGCUUGGAUCUUAAUGAGCCACGCUAUAUGCAACGGCUUGAAGAGAUUAAUAUGAUUGGGGAACCAUUCCUGAAUGUAAAUUGUGACCAUCUAAGAUCAUUUGAUGAAAAUCUUUACAGGCAACUGAUCUGCUAUCCUCAGGAAGUUAUCCCAACAUUUGACAUGGCUGCCAAUGAGAUCUUUUUUGAUCGUUACCCUGAUUCAAUAUUAGAACAUCAGAUUCAAGUGAGGCCAUAUAAUGCACUGAAGACUAGGAAUAUGAGAAGUUUAAACCCUGAAGAUAUCGACCAACUUAUCACCAUCAGCGGUAUGGUCAUCAGAAGCUCCCAGUUAAUUCCUGAGAUGCAAGAAGCAUUCUUUAAAUGCCAGGUUUGCGCUUUCACCACCAGAGUAGAAAUCGAUCGUGGCAGGAUUGCUGAGCCAUCAGUAUGCAAGAACUGUAACACAACACACAGCAUGGCACUGAUUCACAAUCGAUCCAUGUUCUCUGACAAACAGAUGAUCAAACUGCAGGAAUCUCCUGAAGAUAUGCCAGCUGGACAGACGCCUCAUACGGUUGCGCUAUUUGCUCACAAUGACCUUGUUGAUAAAGUUCAGCCAGGUGACAGAGUUAAUGUCACAG